Nannochloropsis gaditana CCMP526 is the source of this 527-nucleotide messenger RNA. RefSeq lists its product as uncharacterized. Bases 10 to 519 code for a protein of 169 amino acids. Gene Ontology annotation, biological process: proteolysis; protein catabolic process. The transcript has 3 exons. The record is from RefSeq and is a predicted model, not a curated record.
ACCACAGGCAUGCGACCACAUCCCCUCCUCCUUCCAUUCCUUCUUCUUAUAUCGUCAUUCGUUGUCAGCCAUGCUUUUUUGCCCCCACCUCUCCUACCCUCGUCUCCGAUAACCCCCUCCACUGUGACAGCCCUCUCUCCCGGGAAGCCGAAUUUAGGAAAAGGCGGCGCCGUGCUCCAAAAGCCCCAGCUACAAACCGCCACCCGCGUGGGCCCCCCCAAGAACAAGGAGAAGACCGAGGAGCGGUUCGAGACGAAGGAGGAGGAGAGCGAGAAGUUCGCGGUGGUCUUGGUCGGUGACAAAGACUACGACCAGGGGCAUGUCGUCAAGGUCCUGUGCAAGGUCAUCGCGGGCCUGGGUGCGAUGAAGGCCGUGGCAGCUUUUCAAGAGGCGCAGAGCAAAGGGAAAGCCAUCGUCCUCAUCGCGGACGAGGAGAGCGCGGAGACGGUGGCGGAGCUCAUCUGUCGCAACAAGCCCCCCGUGAUCGCUGACGUGGAGCCGUUGAGGAAGGGGGAUUAAGGUGGAGG